GGAUGACGUAAAAGUCCAGCGCGUUCUAUUUUUCCCCUUUGUUGAUCCUUCCAUCCAUCCAUGCAUCCAGCCACCAAAGACGCUCAUUCGAUAUUGAUAACGAGAGCAGCGGCAGGCGAGUGAGUGUCACAUCGAAGCUCUGAAGAGUAUCCUGUGGACUAGCUGUGAACCAGUAAUAUCCACGAGUGCAUUGCGACAGGUUCGUUUGUCGAGAGCCCGGACUCCUUGACCGGCAUGUUUGGCGCCGCACCGCCGUGUACUACCUGCGGCAAAUCAGUCUACCAUGUUGAGCAAGUCUUCGGACCCGGCAAGAAGGUGUAUCAUAAACCAUGUCUGAAAUGUAAACAGUGUAAUAAACGACUGGAUCCCGGUGGUCUCGUCGAUCACGAUCUAGAUCCAUAUUGCAAGCACUGUCAUCUCCAACUUUUUGGAACACGGGACCUUCGCCAUUCGAACCUUCAUCCAGCUUCACCAGCGAGCACUCCGUCUAAAACGCCAGCUCGACGUCCUCUUCCCACAACACCCUCCAACACAACUGCCAUGUCGCCAAUGUCGCCUAAACACCCUACGCCGAGAAAUUUACCCCCUCCAGCGGAUUAUUACACCCCUCCUCAACUGUCUAGCUCGUCGGUACCGGCUACACCGGAUUACCCCAGGGAUCCAUGUACGCCCAUCACGAGGCCGAACUUCCAGGAUGCUAGACCUAUCAGCGUGCCUUACUCUGGAAAGAGGGAAAAUCUCGACGAGCGAGGUCUGCUGAGGCGAGGCGACAGUCCGAGAAUCAAGGUCGGAGAAAAAGUGAACAUGGGCGACGAGUUCUGCUGGGGAUGCGAGAAAAGAGUGUACAUCGCAGAGCAGGUGAGGGAACCCCUUUUGGACAUGACUGACGAGCAGAUCUUUGCAUUAGGCCACAAGUGAGCCGAGUCGCAGAAAUAGUCCGCUGACCCGCCAAGGUGGCAUCGGGGAUGCCUACGUUGCGAAUGG
Messenger RNA from Kockovaella imperatae, 984 nucleotides. RefSeq lists its product as hypothetical. NCBI's taxonomy places the organism in Eukaryota, Fungi, Basidiomycota, Tremellomycetes, Tremellales, Cuniculitremaceae. The transcript is spliced from 4 exons. Bases 235 to 918 code for a protein of 227 amino acids. The record is from RefSeq and is a predicted model, not a curated record.